GGGGCGGCGCCGCGGGGAGUUGUCAGUGCGGGCCCAGCAGAGUUCUACCUUGUAAAUACUGUUAUUUGUAUAUACUGUAAAUGAUGACAUCGGUGGGCACUAACCGAGCCCGGGGGAACUGGGAGCAGACACAGACACAGAGCCAGACACAGCACAAGCAGCGGCCGCAGGCCACUGCAGAACAGAUCCGACUUGCACAGAUGAUUUCGGACCACAACGACGCUGACUUUGAGGAGAAGGUGAAACAACUGAUCGACAUCACAGGCAAGAACCAGGAUGAGUGUGUGAUUGCUCUGCAUGACUGCAACGGGGAUGUCAACAGAGCCAUCAACGUGCUGCUGGAGGGCAACCCGGACACGCAUUCCUGGGAAAUGGUCGGGAAGAAGAAAGGUGUCUCAGGACAGAAGGAGAGUGGACAGACAGAACCUAGUGAAGAAAGCAAAGAAAACCGGGAGAGGGAUCGGGAUUUCAGCCGGCGACGCGGCGGGCUGCCCAGGCGGGGCCGAGGGACCAGCCGUGGGAGAGAGUUUCGGGGCCAGGAGAAUGGACUUGACGGUGGUAAGAGUGGAGGAUCUUCUGGAAGAGGCACAGAAAGAGGGAGACGGGGACGUGGCCGAGGCCGAGGUGGCUCUGGAAGGCGAGGGGGAAGAUUUUCUGCCCAAGGCAUGGGAACUUUCAACCCUGCCGACUACGCCGAGCCGGCCGGUGCGGACGAGAACUACGGGAACAGCAACAACAACACGUGGAACAACACGGGCAGCUUCGAGCCAGAUGAUGGCACAAGACUUGAUUUCAUUGGGGGUGAGGGGGCAAAUUAUCCCCGAAAAUUUGACACUGCUCCUGGUGCGUGGAGGGCGGCAACAGAAGAGUGGGGCACGGAGGACUGGAAUGAAGAUCUGUCUGAGACUAAGAUCUUCACCGCCUCCAACGUGUCUUCAGUGCCUCUGCCUGCUGAGAAUGUGACAAUCACAGCUGGACAGAGAAUCGAUCUUGCAGUCCUGCUAGGAAAAACACCCUCUUCUAUGGAGAAUGAGUCGACAAACCUGGAGUCAUCCCAGGCUCCUUCCCUGGCCCAGCCACUGGUGUUCAGCAAUUCCAAGCAGAGUGGGAUGUCUCAACCUGCCUCUGGGAACUCCUUCUCUCACCACAGCAUGGUGAGCAUGCUGGGGAAAGGGUUUGGAGAUGUCGGGGAGGCCAAGGGCAGCAGUACCACAGGUUCCCAGUUCCUGGAGCAGUUCAAGACAGCCCAGGCCCUGGCCCAGCUGGCUGCUCAGCACACCCAGCCUGGUGGGAACACCACUGCUGCUUCCUGGGACAUGGGAUCCACCACGCAGACCUCAUCUCUCGUGCAGUAUGUAGAUCUCAAGAACCCAGCGGACUCCUCGGUGCACAGUCCCUUUGCCAAGCGCCAGGCCUUCACCUCCACCUCCACCAUGAUUGAAGUGUUCAUGCAGGAGAAGCAGCCUGUGGUGACUGCCUCCACGACUGUGCCGGCCCCACCAUCCUCCCCGCUGCCCAGCAAAACCAAUCCUGUCCCCCAGAUGUCCCCAGGGUCCUCGGACAACCAGUCCUCCAGUCCCCAGCCAGCACAGCAGAAGCUGAAGCAGCAGAAGAAGAAGGCGUCGUUAACAUCAAAGAUUCCUGCUCUGGCAGUGGAGAUGCCUGGCUCAGCAGAUAUCUCAGGGCUAAACCUGCAGUUUGGGGCGUUGCAGUUCGGUUCGGAGCCGGUUCUGGCAGAGUACGAAUCUCCUCCCGCCACGAGCGCUGCUGCCAGCCAGGCCCAGAGCAGCCUGUACACCAGCACGGCCAGUGAAUCUUCAUCCACAAUUUCGUCCAAUCAGAGCCAGGAGUCUGGUUACCAGAGCAGCACGAUGCAGACAGCAACGUUUACCUCCCAGAACAGUGCUCAGGGACCACUGUACGAGCAGAGAUCCACCCAGACCAGGCGAUACCCAAACUCCAUCUCCUCCUCACCUCAGAAAGAUCUGACCCAGGCCAAGAAUGGUUUCAGCUCUGUACAGCCCACGCCGUUACAAACCACACAGGCUGUUGAAGGUGCUACAGGCCCCGCAGUGAAAUCUGAUUCCCCCUCUGCUCCCAACAUCCCGCCCCUCAACGAUGGGGUCCCAGCAGCAUCCCUGCUGACCACAGCCAACCAGCACUCGACAGCCCUGAGCAGCCUGAGCCACAGUGAGGAGCUCCCCAGUACGACCAGUGCCCAGCUCAGCAGCACGUUGCCCACCCAGCAGAACAGUCUGUCCUCAUCCACGUCUUCUGGGCGAACGUCGACUUCGACUCUUCUGCACACAAGUGUGGAGAGUGAAGCAAGCCUCCAUUCUUCUGCUAGCACUUUCUCCACCUCCUCCAGCACAGUGUCAGCUGCCCCACCAGUGGUGAGUGUCUCAUCCAGCCUCAGCAGUGUCAGCAGCCUGGGCCUCAGCCUCAGCAGCAACUCCACCGUCACGGCCACCACUCGCAGCUCUGUUGCAACAACAUCAGGAAAAGCCCCUCCCAACCUCCCUCCUGGAGUCCCACCGUUGUUGCCUAAUCCGUACAUCAUGGCUCCGGGGUUGCUACACGCCUAUCCGCCACAGGUGUAUGGAUAUGAUGACUUGCAAAUGCUACAGACCAGAUUCCCGUUGGAUUACUACAGCAUCCCCUUCCCUACGCCCACCACCCCGCUGACUGGAAGAGAUGGCAGCCUGAGCAGCAAUCCUUACUCUGGUGAUUUACCAAAAUUUGGCCGGGGUGAUGCCUCUUCCCCUGCUCCUGCAACGACUUUGGCCCAGCCCCAGCAGAGCCAGACCCAGACUCACCACACCACUCAGCAGACCUUCCUGAACCCGGCGCUGCCUCCUGGCUACAGUUACACCAGUCUGCCCUACUACACAGGGGUACCAGGGCUCCCCAGCACCUUCCAGUACGGGCCCGCCGUGUUCCCUGUUGCUCCUACCUCUUCCAAGCAGCAUGGUGUGAAUGUCAGCGUCAACGCAUCAGCCACCCCGUUCCAGCAGCCCAGCGGCUACGGCUCCCACGGGUACAGCACUGGUGUAUCUGUGACCUCCAGUAACACAGGAGUGCCGGACAUCUCGGGCUCUGUCUACUCCAAAACUCAGCAAUCCUUCGAGAAGCAGGGAUUUCACACUGGAACCCCAGCAGCCUCUUUCAACCUGCCCUCGGCGCUGGGCAGCGGGGGCCCCAUCAACCCUGCGACGGCGGCGGCGUAUCCCCCCACCCCCUUCAUGCACAUCCUCACCCCGCAUCAGCAGCCCCACUCCCAGAUCCUCCACCACCACCUGCAGCAGGACGGGCAGCUUCCAUAUUUGCAGAUGAUACUGUGCUGCCAACGCCAGCAGGAAGACCAGAGCGGCUCCGGGCAGCGCAGCCAAGGCAGCUCCAUCCCCCAGAAAUCCCAGGCCAACAAGUCUGCCUACAACAGCUACAGCUGGGGAGCCAACUGAGGCCGGGGCCUCCCUUGCCCACCAUUUGCUUCCGGAAGAGAAUCCCACUGAACCCCGACGCCGAAGGAUCCCGGGAAGGAGAGGGGGCAGCGCCCGGGCCCCGCAGCCCCCGGGCAGGGCAGGGCAGGCAGCUCAGCCCUGCCCAUCUUCAGCCACCUUUCCUCUUGUAUGUAAUAUAGAAUUUGUAUUUUUUUCUUUUUUUUUUUUCUUUUUUUUUUUUGUUUUGUUUUCCUUUAUUUUCUCUCUCUCUCUCUCUCUCUGCAUUCAGAUUACGAACCGUUUGCCGUAGGGGCCUUUUUUGGUUUUUACUCCUUUCUUUCCCUUUUUCCCCACUUCUCCCACCCCCCAGAAAAACCCUCCU
Apus apus (common swift) is the source of this 3822-nucleotide messenger RNA. It is a transcript of the gene UBAP2L, whose product is annotated as ubiquitin associated protein 2 like. The record is from RefSeq and is a predicted model, not a curated record. Lineage: Eukaryota; Metazoa; Chordata; Aves; Apodiformes; Apodidae. Gene Ontology annotation, molecular function: protein binding. The coding region runs from base 81 to 3461 and encodes 1126 amino acids. Gene Ontology annotation, cellular component: cytoplasm; nucleus. The transcript has 29 exons.